AUGUGGAAUAUUUUGAGGAGAGUGUCUUUCAGACGAUCGGCUAGUAAGUGGGCGCAAUUGUCUCAAUGCUAUGACGAAAUACCUCCAAAGGUACAGCUAAUGAUGAGGGAAAGUGGUAGACAGUCUGUUAUCAGAUGUGGAGUAUUGAAACGAGCCAACGGACAUCAGUCUUUACCUACCUUUUUGGGGGCUUUACUAGCAGAUGUCUAUGCAUCUGACCAAACAUGGUUAGCAGUGCUACUUAAUCGACAGGUUACUCGUGCUAGCUCUCUUCUUCUGAUCAAAUUUGGCGAACAGUUCGAUACACAGCAAGAUGGAAACUACACGAGAUUUGCUGUCCCUUCUCCCUUUCUGAAAGAUUGUAAUGUCGAAUUUCUGGAAAUAACCUUUCCAGAUAGUAAGCAAGGUGAGGAUGAAUGCCAUUUCUACAUAGACCUGAGCGAUGGGAGCACCAAGAGGCUCUAUAGAUGGCCUACCGUAACUGUUAAUGAUACGACUAGCUCCGAUCCUCUUCCAUUGUCCAACCAAGUCAAUUCUUCUAUGGCAGCCGAAGGAAUUCUCAAGUUUAUACGUGAUAAGAGCUCUGUGAGUUCAUAUUUACAAGCCAUGGACAGGUCCAAUAUGAGCAGUUUUGCUGAUAGAUUAAAACACAAGAUCCAUGACAGGAAGAAGAUAUUUUCUGAUUUGGGAAUGGCCACAUUGAAGAAUCUUAUGGACAGCGACGAAUCACUGAUCGAAAAUCAUAUUUCAGAGUCUCAAAAGCAGGAAAUGAUCAGACAGGUCGAAGGUUGGAGGCGUCAGGCACACGAAGAGUUGCAAAGUGAAGUAUUGCCUCUUCUACAAAAGUUCUUGAAGAGCCAUCUUUCAAUAUGGAGGAUUUAUUCGUAUUCUGAGGAUAAAUUCAAUUUGAGGCUUAAAGAACUGGUGGACAAACCGUUACGCGAUUUGAAAAUGGUCAAUCUUUUAUACAGUUUGAGAGGCAAACUUCAAUUGGAAGGAUCUGUUAAUUCACCACUGCAUAAUGCACAUUUGUUCGAAAAGGAAGUGACAUUGGCACACCGAGACCUAAAUAAGGUGAUUUAUCAGAACUUCUUCAAAUUGCAACUGCCACUGAUCGUAUGUUCUACUAUGGGCUAUGUAUCGGAACAAUUCUCUCUAUAUUCCAUGGGCGCGUUGGCCUCGCUUGGUAUUGUCCUUGGUUUGCAAAGAGUAAUAUCAAGCUGGGAACUUGCCUCAAAGAAAAUUGUUGAUAACAUCUAUGAUGCCAUCAGGACUUACAUUGAAUAUGAGAGCAACUUCAUGAUUCAGCAAUGUAACGAAAAAUUUGCCGAAGACGAGACCAAGCACAAGCACAAGCAAGAGAUCUUGAACAGUCUACUACAGGACUUGAGGAAGUAA
Torulaspora delbrueckii is the source of this 1398-nucleotide messenger RNA. RefSeq lists its product as uncharacterized. The transcript has a single exon. The coding region runs from base 1 to 1398 and encodes 465 amino acids. The record is from RefSeq and is a predicted model, not a curated record. NCBI's taxonomy places the organism in Eukaryota, Fungi, Ascomycota, Saccharomycetes, Saccharomycetales, Saccharomycetaceae.